CCUAAUAAGAUGGCCUCAGAAGUUCCAAUAGGGGCACUCAGUAAUAACAAGGGUUUAUGCAGUAACUACAGUAAUUAUCAGGGUCUCCCACCCUGUGAAAUUACCAAAUCUGGAGAGAAAAAGCAUAAACUCAAGAUCUCCAUCAUUAUAUCUCUUUGUAGCAUCAUACUUGUUGCAAUUGUGAUUGUUGCUAUCCAUUUCCAAUUGAGGAGGCAAAGGCAAAAGUUGAGAAAUUUCAAAACUGAAACAAGAGAAGAGAAAACUGGAGAUCUAUUUUCGGUAUGGAAUUAUGAUGGAGUGAUUGCAUACAAUGACAUCAUUGAAGCAACAGAAGAUUUUGAUAUCAGAUAUUGUAUUGGUACUGGAGGUUGUGGGAGUGUUUAUGUAGCAAAACUGCCUGCAGGGCAAGUCGUAGCAGUAAAGAAACUUCACUGCAGCCGGGAAACAGAAAAGAGAGCCUAUGAGAAGAGCUUCACUAAUGAGAUAUAUGUAUUAACAAGAAUACGACAUCGAAACAUUGUGAAACUUUAUGGGUUUUGCUGUCAUCCAAGGUGUAAUUUUUUAGUUUACGAAUACAUUGAGAGGGGAAGCUUAGCUUAUAUACUUGGAAAUGAAGUAGAAGCUGUGGAAUUAGAUUGGAGUAAGCGUUUAAAUGUCAUCAACGGGGUCGCUCAAGCUUUGUCUUACUUGCAUCAUGACUGCUCACCACCAUUAAUUCAUCGGGACAUAUCAAGCAAUAAUGUCUUGUUGGAUUCAGAACUUGAGCCUCGUGUCUCGGACUUCGGAACAGCUAGAUUGCUAAAUCCAGAUUCAUCCAAUCGAACUAUAAUUGCAGGCACAUAUGGGUAUAUUGCACCAGGUUAGUUACAUUUUAUUUUCUCUCUCUUAUUUUUUUCUUUAUAAUUCUA
This is a messenger RNA of Telopea speciosissima, 908 nucleotides long. Its product is annotated as MDIS1-interacting receptor like kinase 2-like. The transcript has a single exon. The record is from RefSeq and is a predicted model, not a curated record. Gene Ontology annotation, molecular function: ATP binding; protein kinase activity. Gene Ontology annotation, biological process: protein phosphorylation. Lineage: Eukaryota; Viridiplantae; Streptophyta; Magnoliopsida; Proteales; Proteaceae. The coding region runs from base 10 to 864 and encodes 284 amino acids.